AUGCUCGAAUUUGUCCUACACCACACUUACAUCAAAGCAGGCGACAAAUACUACCUACAAAAACAGGGUAUCGGCACUGGGUCCCAUAGUUCAGGCGCCUACGCAGAAAUCAUCGUUGACUACACCUACAAUAUAGCAGCAGAAAAGAGUACCCACAAGCCGGAGUGCCUUGCCACGUACGUUGACGACGCCUGGUUACUCUGGAAGUCAAGCGCCGAAAACUUCGAGGAAUUCAAAGCCAAUCUGAACUCUGUUUGGGCCUAUGUAAACUUCACCAGCGAACUUCAAGAAGAUAGAAAGCUCAUUUUCCUUGAUCUCACCAUUGAGCUAAAAGAGAACAAUGAAAUAUCCUUCACUCACUACCAAAAACCUACGGCUUCUGGAAGAUAUUUGCAUUACGACUCACACUGUAGUCUAGUCACCAAAACAAACAUCAUCAGGUCGGAGACUAGGCGGAUAGUUCACAACUGCAAAUACAAGGAUGACAGCUGGGCAUACCUCGAAAAACUGAAAACUCACCUGAUCGUAAACUCCGGAUAUCCCAAAGAAGUCGUGACAAAGCACAUGUUACAAGCUCUAGAGAGACUAGAAGUACUAACAAGCUCGACCCCACGAGAACCCCGACCAGAACCCGACCUUAUCCUGAAGAUACCGUACAUUAACGAGAGCUUUACCAGGAGAGUCAACUCAUCGAUCAAGCAACUGGGAAUAAACGCCAGAGUAGUGACACAGGCGGGGAAAGCUGUCAGGAGCAUCAUCAGCACACCAUCUAAAGACGAGAUAUGCGAGUGCGAACUCUGCAAGGCAGAUCUCAACUGUACCACCCGACACUACGUGUACAAAGCAAAAUGUAAGAAAUGCGGAGAUCUGUACAUAGGAGCUUCAAGACGACCUAUUAGAGGUCGAAUCUACGAACACGAGUCUAGCUUCCGACUCAACAACAGCAGGACCACAGUAGGAUACCACGCUGCUGAACACCGCAGAGCAGACGACCCACACUACACUCCCAUAUCGGGAAAAAGAGACUUAGCAAAAUUCUUCGAAAACUUCAUAUUUAGCAUAUCAGAACAAUGUAAGGAUACCCUAGAUACCUUUAUAAAAGAAGGCUUAGCAAUAGAACGCACUAAACCGAAAAUCAAUAACAUGUGUGGAAACGGUUUUACAGACUGA
Bolinopsis microptera is the source of this 1170-nucleotide messenger RNA. RefSeq lists its product as uncharacterized. Bases 1 to 1170 code for a protein of 389 amino acids. NCBI's taxonomy places the organism in Eukaryota, Metazoa, Ctenophora, Tentaculata, Lobata, Bolinopsidae. The transcript has a single exon. The record is from RefSeq and is a predicted model, not a curated record.